GUGCCAGUCUGUCCAGGCAAUCGCUUCUACAUCUCCGAUCCUCCGCCGCCGCGCUGCGAGCGCAGAGAGAGACGCGUCUGCCAAGUCCAGUCCUGGCCACUCCACUUGGUGACGUGCAGCGCGGAGCAGAGCCAGGCCACAGAGAGAGAAGCCCGCAGCCGCCACCAACACAACCGCUGUUCCUCCUGCUGUAAAAUGCAACAACAGUCUGUGCGGGAUAAAGACAGCAUUCACACUUAAGCGGCGUCGCAGCGAAACAAGGACAAACGCCGGGGGACAGGAGCAGCGAGCGGCCGGGUGUAGACGGCAACACUCAAAAGAUCUAAUUUGUCUGUGAUGAGCAUCCCCAUUCACCAGAGACCAAAGGUACGGCCUGCCCCCGUUGUUCCCUCUGAGACAAAGAGGAAGUGAUGUCACGCCACCACCACCGCUUUGAGAGGGACUAUCGGGGACCCUGGGAGCGGAGAGAUAUCCGUCCGUCUGGCCUCCACAAUGGAGGAGCCAAUCAUAGCUGUGCCUCUGCCGUUGUCAAUGGCAACAACCGUCCGGGACUCCUUCCCCUCCCAGUCAUUCCCUCCCUCCUUCCCACCCCAGUUACAGUUGCCGUGACAACAUCCAGCAGCGACAUAGCGGUCAAGCGAGGCAUCACGGCAGCAGGAUCAGUUGCUUCGGCGUCGGCCAAGGUCUCUGGUCUGUCACCUGGAGAUAGCCAGACCCCAGGACUGCUGCUGGCUCCGGGGGUGAGGUGGGGACAAACGCCCAUCAACCAGCUCACACCGUGGGAUACAGAUGAACCCCCUGCCAAGCAACAUCGAGACAGCGAGCCCACCGGUCCUGGGACCUGGGCUGCACCAGUAGCAGCUGUGAGCCAGCCGAGCCUCCUGCCCCACACCUACGCCCUCCCUCAGCCACCUUCCUUCAACCACAGUGUGACAGCGCAGUCACCCAUCAUAGGUGUAACCCCGUCCAUUCAGACUCCAGUGCUCCCACAUCACCCGCUUAUGACCGCCCACUUCCAGCUGACCACACAAACGACACAGCAGCCACCCUCCAUGGUGUUGAGCAUGCACAGCCAAACUCCGUAUCCCUCAGCUCAGCCCACUGUUGCACCAACCGCCCUCACUGCCCAGGCCAACCAGGUGCUUCACCCAAACCCUCACAGUGUAAUGGGCAAUGGCCACCUAACCUCUCACCCCGGCCUUAUCCAGCACCCCUCGCUGCCUCUGACCAAUGGACAGGCAGCCGCAGUAGUGCAGGCUCAACCCACAGCUGCAGACAAUCAGGAUGGUCCUAAUGGGCUGCAAAUGCUGCGGACAGUCGGGAUGGGGAAGUACAAGUUCACUGACCCUGGACAUCCAAAAGAGAUGUUGAAGGAGUUGAACCAACAGCGCAGAGAGAAAGAGUUUACAGACCUGAAAAUUAUUGUUGAAGGCAAAGAGUUUGAAGUCCACCAAAAUGUUCUAGCUUCCUGCAGCUUGUAUUUCAAGGACCUGGUGAAAAGGUCGUCGGGGGAGACGCGGAGCGGGGAGACGCUGGAGCUGAAAAUGAGCAACAUCAGUGCUGAAGUGCUGGAGCUGCUGCUGGAGUUCGUCUACACGGGAUCGCUGGUCAUUGACUCGGCCAAUGCCAAGACGCUGUUGGAGGCUGCCAACAAGUUCCAGUUCAACACCUUCUGUAAAGUCUGUGUGUCCUUCUUAGAGAAACAGCUGACUGCGGCGAAUUGUCUGGGAGUGCUGGCUAUGGCUGAAGCGAUGAGCUGCACGGAGCUCCACAACAUGGCCAAAGCUUUUGCCCUGCAGAACUUCCCUGAGGUGGCAGGACAGGAGGAGAUUCUGAGUGUCUCCAAGGAGGACCUGGUGUCUUAUCUGUCCAACGACAGUCUAAACACAAAGGCUGAGGAGCUGGUCUAUGAGACGGUCAUCAAAUGGAUCAAACAGGACCCAAACUCCAGAGUGCAGCAUGUGUCAGAGCUGUUGGCGGUGGUGCGUCUUCCCUUCAUCCACCCGUCCUACCUGCUGAACGUGGUGGACAACGAGGAGCUGAUCAAGUCGUCGGAGGCGUGUCGCGAUCUCGUCAACGAAGCCAAGCGCUACCAUAUGCUGCCUCACGCUCGGCAAGAGAUGCAGACGCCCAGGACCAGGCCGAGACUUUCUGCUGGUGUAGCAGAGGUGAUCGUUUUGGUGGGAGGACGUCAGGCGAUUGGGAUGAACCAGCGCUCCCUGACAGUGGUCACCUGUUUUAACCCCCAGAAUAGUAAAUGGUACCCGCUGGCCAGCCUGCCUUUCUACGACCGCGAGUUCUUCAGUGUCAUCUCCGCGGGAGACAACAUCUAUCUGUCUGGUGGUACAGAGUCAGGUGUGAUGGUGGCCGAUGUGUGGUGCUACAUGUCCCUGUUGGACAACUGGAACCUGGUGUCCCGCAUGACUGUGCCUCGCUGCAAACACAACAGCCUGGUGUACGACGGCAAACUUUACGCCAUCGGAGGACUGGGUGUGUCGGGGAACCUGGACCAUGUAGAGAGGUAGGAGUUGUGCCGACUUAACUAC
Molecule: messenger RNA, 2546 nt
Organism: Solea senegalensis (Senegalese sole)
Lineage: Eukaryota; Metazoa; Chordata; Actinopteri; Pleuronectiformes; Soleidae
Product: kelch-like protein 29
Exons: 12
Coding region: 411-2525 (704 amino acids)
Molecular function (GO): protein binding
Source: RefSeq, a predicted model, not a curated record